GUUCAAUUAUUUUCAAUACUCCAGUUACUUUCAUUUACAGCCAUCGUGGCAUUUGCUUUCAUGAAUUCCUCGAAGCUUACCACAUGAUAAAAAAUUUUCACCUCGUGCCAUUUAAUUUCUGCCUUUUAUCAUAUUAGCAAGAAUAUUUACAUCAUGGAUCGUUAAGAUUCGAUAUGAGCCAGACGACAACUUUAUUUACUAUUAGUAUAAUUUAUUACAUGGAAAAUUUUGUUUAUAUAAUUUUUUCUUCCAUUUAGCUGAGUUUUGCGUAUUUGACACUGUAAGACAUUGAUUGAACUUAAUUCCAUGACUCACUAUAAAACUUCAACACUAGCAGCUAACACCGUUCAUUUUCCUGAGUUAUGUUUUCCUUUGCUGUUUGCUUUUCGAAAACGGCUGUAAAAAUAUUUGCAACUUGAAGUGCUGCCAGCCUUUAGAAAUCGGUUAGAACUUAAUUUAAGCAGAAUUUCGGUUGCGUCUGAUAACUUUAAAUUUAUCUUCACUUAACCGUCGGUGUGGCAAAACUUAUUUGCAGGAAAUCAAUUCUGGCCAUUUAAUCCACAGGACCUAGUCUCAGAAUGUUAAGAGCAUUGCCGGGUUUAAGAAGAAGGCUCCAUAGAAGAGGACUGCUGUUGUUGUCUGGAGGUCUUCUGUUUUUGGCUGUAACCUCGUUUUACGUUACCUUCUUUCCCCGUUUUAAGCCUGUUACGACGAUUGAAGGAUCCUCACUGCCCAAAGAAUUUUUAUCGCCAUUUCAUACCAGAGUUCCAUCCUUAGAUUAUUGUACACAUCGCAUCGAAGAAGAAGUUUCUGUCCGGCGUUCCGAGCGUGCACCAAACAAGCUCCACGUGACUGAUUACCAUGUGUAUAAGACAUUUUCUCAGCUUAGUUGCCGCCAAAUUUCAGCGCUAUUCUUGCACUCGCAGCCAACGGAAGCGGAAGUGAAUUUUCCGCUCGCUUACGUCCUGCAACUUUACAAAGGCGCGGGAUUGUUUGUUAAACAACUGCAGUUUAUUUACAUGCCUCACAACGUUUACUGCAUUCAUAUAGAUGCCUCAUCGUCUCUUGAAUUUGUUAACGCUGUGGAACAAGUUGUUCGGUGUUUGCCAAAUGUGUACGUCACAAAGAAAAGAAUCAAAGUGAUAUAUCUGCACGUUUCUACGGUUCAAGCUCAACUGAAUUGUGUCGAGGAGUUGCUUGAAAGCACCGUUCCUUGGCGCUAUUUGUUAAAUUUAUGCGGUCAAGAUUUCCCCCUCUACGUGAAUCGAGGCAUUGUGCAAGGAUUACAAGCUUUGAACGGGAGAACAAAUGCAGAAGGCUGUGAAUUGACGAACGCCACCCGAGGACGCACAUCUUCCGUCUUUGAAGUGAAGCAACGAGCCCCGGGCCACAACUUUCACGAAAGCUAUCAGUGGGUUGCGACUGGGAAAAAGAAAACCCCGGCCCCCUACGGAAUUAAAAUCUAUAAAGGAUCUUCUUAUAUUGCCGGCACAAGAGAAUUCUGCGAAUAUGCUCUGCACGAAGAAACAGCAAAAGCACUUCUGAAGUGGCUGAACGAUACAAUUUACGUUGAUGAAUCAUUUUUUCCUUCUCUCUACCGGCAUCCCGGUGUACCCGGGGCAGUACCGGGAAAAAAACAACCGGAAUUCAUAACGCGAGCCGUGAAGUGGUUUUUCCCAGGGGCAGAAAAUAUCUGCUACGGCUACUGGCUCCGAGGGAUUUGUGUUCUGAGUUUAGGUGACUUGAGCUGGGCGCUCGGACCACAAUUUCAAAACAGAUUGUUUAUUCAAAAGAUCGACUUUGAUUAUGAUGCAGAACUGAUCGACUGUUUGUUCGUAAAGGUACAAGAGAGAACCCGACAUCCAUAUAGCAGCAAUGAGAUUUCUUGGGAUGGGCCUUGCAAGGACAGUUAGAGACAAUUAUUGUCUGUGCAGCUGUCUCAUCGGGGUAAGAGGGAACAAUUUUUUUUUUUUUAGGGAGGGGGAUUGGGUUAUUUUCUGAGGCGUGAAAUUUUUUCUCACGUUUAGGUUGUGCAUGUUUUCUCGUGGACAAUUGCUCAGUUGUGCAAGAUUUUGUUUUAGGUCAAACACAGAACCUGGUUAGCAGAAAGCACUUGUUCCGAUUUUUUUUGGGAGGGGGGGUGCGGUGGGGGAAUUGCACAACUCCUCCCAUCACCACCGCCACCCCCUCAAAAAAAUAGCGGUCCGUCCCAUGAGCCCAUCCCCUGUCCGUUCCUAAUGUCAUUGUUUCAACGCCCAAUCACGCUUUCCCGCUAUCGAUUCCGUGUGUAAAAUUCUUUACUGAAAACUUGGUUUUCGCAGCUUUGUAUACCCCCGCCCCUCUUUCAAUACAAAUCUUUUUUUCUAGCUGAUUUUAGACACAAAAUAUUCACUGGUUAACUGGCCGUUGUCGAGAGGAUUCGGCAGUCGAGACGUGUUUCCGUGGCCGUUGAGGUUGCGGCUAAGUGAUUAAAAUGAGUGAAUGUACGCACUGUCCGCCGGGACCAAGAAGUGGCCGUUGUAGACAGGUGGCCGUUAGUUAGUGAAGGUUCGACUGUAAGUUACCCUGUGUACCAGAGUUUUUUUCUCGCGCGCGGCGGACGGAAAUACCUUGCUUCGCUUCGGCGGCCGACAUGACCGACACCGAAAACCGCGCAAGAUAAAUCUCUGGCAUCCAAGGUAACUGUAAAUGUUUUCUUACAAAGAAUGUAGUGUAGCUGCCGUGAAUUUUCGCGCGCAUGUUCUUUGGCUACAGGGUGGUUGUUGAAAGGGGUCGCCUAUUGAGGGCCAGGGCCGCUAAGUAGAAUUCGAAGAUUCGGCACUCAAUGGGGAGCGCGGCUUAUUAGAAAGGAGGGGAAGGCGGGGGUUAAGUCGAAUCAUUUAGGAUAUAGUUAAAUUUGAGGAGAGGGUCGUGUCUCUUUUCGGCAAUAAGGUCACAAGUACUGACAUACGUUUGCAGUGAACGUAAUAUCCAUAUCCGAACACAACAUGGAAGUAGUUAGUUUAUUUGCUCCAAGCCAGGAAAUAUUGUCAACACUAAUAUCUAAUUAUCUGCUGCUUAACAAACAUUCUUAUUUUUUUGGUCGACAAAAGUCGCUUUUUUUCUCAAAUUCUGAGAUAACAUCAAAGAAAAAUUAACUAAAUCUAAACCGUCUUUUUUGUGCUAGUACUACAGUGGAGACACUCGAACAGUGAACACUUGCCACUUUUUUGUACAUAAAUCCAAAGAGGGCUCUUUAAAUUAACAAAAGCAUAUGGCAUCUUUACACUGUUAAAUGGCUAAUCUUGUACAUAUACAAAGAGCCUUCAUUUUAGUCAUUCCAGUCAAUUGUCCACGGUUCGAGUGUCCAUGCUAAAUCAUUUCUCUUCUAGCAAUUAAGAUCAUUUGCAUAUCAAAAAGGUGCAAAAACUCGGUCAACAGCCGUGGUUGUGUAGCUGCACCCACAAUCCUUUGCACCCUCAGGAUCGCGGGCGCACCAAAAUACCAAUGGCUGGAGACUGAGCCUACAAUGAACCCUGAUACGGGAUGAAGUAAACCCGGGGGGAGGGGAGACUCCCAUAUGAAAAGGUCGGGGAUCCCCGUUGUCUCCCUUAGGGGUAUAAAUCAAGGAUCCUGGUCUUACUCAGGGUGUUGAUUACGAAACGCCACUAUUUUUAGCUACCAAAGUAUCUUUUGGGGUGCACUCGGAGAAGUAAUAAUUAAAGGCUUUUGUUUCUGUUUUUAGGCUCGAUUUCUGCUGAUUUCACAAGUCUGGUCUACUAGCAAGGGGUCCCAUCCUGAACAGCGGCUGGUAAUCUCGCCUAUUCCGCUUUAAUUGGUAUCUUUUAGGGAUCAAAUAAAGCUCGAGCCAC
Molecule: messenger RNA, 3851 nt
Organism: Orbicella faveolata
Lineage: Eukaryota; Metazoa; Cnidaria; Anthozoa; Scleractinia; Merulinidae
Product: N-acetyllactosaminide beta-1,6-N-acetylglucosaminyl-transferase-like
Cellular component (GO): membrane
Molecular function (GO): acetylglucosaminyltransferase activity
Source: RefSeq, a predicted model, not a curated record